AUGUUCCAGAGCAGCAUCAAGGAGGAUUGGCAUCGAACGGGGGAUCCAGCACCAGCCGGCAGGAACAGGAGGGAGCAGGGGCAGGAGGCGAGGGAGGAGACGAGUGCAGUGGGCUGCAGGGGCGGCACGGCAACGCCCUUUUCUGGAGCACUGGCCCUCGAGCUAGCCUCUUCAAGCAGGACAGCCGAGCAGAUCGGGCGACCUCGGCUUGAAACAAAAGUCUUUCUGAGCAUAUUCCUAGGUCUCUUACGGUUGACGAUUCUUCCAUGGGUCCAACUUUUGCAGCCACGCCUCAGGGGCACCACCUCGGCUCAUGGAUGA
Messenger RNA from Prorocentrum cordatum, 321 nucleotides. NCBI's taxonomy places the organism in Eukaryota, Dinophyceae, Prorocentrales, Prorocentraceae. The record is from the annotation of a GenBank genome assembly.